Molecule: messenger RNA, 687 nt
Organism: Zerene cesonia (dogface butterfly)
Lineage: Eukaryota; Metazoa; Arthropoda; Insecta; Lepidoptera; Pieridae
Exons: 2
Coding region: 230-673 (147 amino acids)
Source: RefSeq, a predicted model, not a curated record
AGAUUAAGUAUAUUUAUGAAAUAACGUGUCAGCUGUCAAGUGUCGAUGCGAAUUGAGAUAACAUUUUUGUUUUUUAACAAAGUUGUGUUCUGUGGUUGCAUUUCGUUUGUAUAAACCCUUAUCGAAUUUUAUAAUGAAUUAUGAGUUUUCGAUUAAAAUGUUAUCAAGAAAUACGUUUUGAAAGCAGAUGUGACAUACGAUAACAUUGCCCGUUAUUAUAAAUAAGACAAUGGGUAAAAGAAAUAAAAAUCGAAACGAAGUUCCGGAUGCAGAACAAAAUAAUGAACAAAGUAAUAGUGUAAUAAUUCCAAAUGACAAUGAACCUCAAAAUAGCACUGAAACAAAUAAACAAAAAAAGAAAAAGAAAUCAAAUGUAAACGUGCAAAACAGCAACAACGGAUCUAAAAAACCAAAGAAAAUUAAAUUUGGUGACGAUGGUGAAGUAGUGGAAGAAUCGCAUGAAGAUGCUAGUGUUAGUGAAGAAGUGAAUAAGAAAGAUGACACAUCACUAAGAAAUAUUAACGAAAAUUAUAUUAAAGAUGAAGACAUCGAUCAGUUCUGUGAUGAAGUUGAUGAAGAAGAUAAUAAGCAGUAUGAAAGUUGGAUAGCAUUACUUGAAGAAAAAUUAGGGGGGACCAAGACGAAAGUUAAGAAUAAAAGUAAAACAAAAUAAAUUUGUCUUUUAGU